AUGUCUUCAUCGAUUAAAGAAGAACUUAAAAAUAGUAAUAGUAAAGAUGAUGAUGACAAUAUCAAAUUUAUUGUUAAUAAUGAUGAAGAUGUAGUAUUAGUAAAUUUAGACGAUUUAAAAUCUACUGAACAAAUUGGUAGUGGUAAUGUAAAAAAACAAAAAACAAAAAAUUCUGAAAGGAUUUGGGAUAAAUUUUUGAAGGAAGAAUAUAAUUUGACUCUCUUUAAUGUUGGAAAGGAACAUCCUUAUUCAGAAUACAUUAACAAUCUUAAAAUUCCAGUACAACCCAACAAUGGUGAUAAAUCACCUUCUUUCCUUUUGUACAACUUGCCAGAAACUAAUAAUGAAGGGAUAAUAAAUGGUAGUUAUGUUAAUAAAAAUUAUAUGAAUAAGUUAAAGGAAAAGGCUAUGAGUUGGAGAUGGUUUAUUAUGCUUGACUCGUAA
Entrophospora sp. SA101 is the source of this 444-nucleotide messenger RNA. NCBI's taxonomy places the organism in Eukaryota, Fungi, Glomeromycota, Glomeromycetes, Entrophosporales, Entrophosporaceae. The record is from the annotation of a GenBank genome assembly.